AUGAGUGUCUCUAUGCUGAGUCUCACCGGACCCCUGGGCAGUGUCUCUGGGCUCCUGCAAGUGGUCUCUCUGCUAGGCCUGGCUCUGCUAUUGCUCAAGGCAGCACAGCUCUACCUGCACAGUCAGUGGCUGCUCAAAGUGGUCCAGCGCUUCCCGCCCCCUCCUUCCCACUGGCUCUUUGGGCACAUCCAGGAGGACAAAUGGGAGGACUUCAUCAGACAGAACUCAUACGUGGAGAUCUUUGAGCAUGUCUCCUUAAUGAUCUUGAACACCAUUAUGAAGUGUGCCUUCAGCUACCAAGGCAGCCACCAAGCAGACAGCUGGAACCCAGGCUGGGAUACAAGCAGCAAGUGGGCCAAGGGAGGUGGCUGUGUCUGGGAACUUAGAGCUCUCAGCUCUGCCUGGGAACACUGUUCUGGGACAGACGGAGUGAUCAAGCUGAAGAAGGCUCAGCUGCAGGAGGAGGGAGAGCUGGAGAAGGUCAGGAGCAAGAGGCACUUGGACUUCCUGGACAUCCUCAGAUUUGCCAAAAUGGAGGACGGGAGCAGCAUGCCUGACAAGGACCUCUGUGCUGAAGUGGACACGUUCAUGUUUGAGGGCCAUGACACCACAGCCAGUGGCAUCUCCUGGAUCCUCUAUGCCCUGGCCACACACCCUGAGCAUCAACAGCAGUGCCGGGAAGAGGUCCAGAGCCUUCUGGGAGAUGAGCACACUGGUGAGUGGGACCACCUAGACCAGAUGCCCUACACCACCAUGUGCAUCAAGGAAGCACUGCAACUCUAUCCGCCAGUUCCAGGCAUUGGAAGAGAGCUCAGCAAGCCCAUCAGCUUCCCUGAUGGACGGUCCUUGCCCAAAGGAUUCUUACUCAUGCUCUCUUUUUAUUGCCUUCACCACAACCCAAAGGUGUGGCCAAACCCAGAGGUGUUUGACCCUUCACAGUAUGCACCAGGUUCUGCUCGACACAGUCAUGCUUUCCUGCCCUUCUCAGGAGGAUCAAGGUGA
This is a messenger RNA of Lynx canadensis (Canada lynx), 1002 nucleotides long. Its product is annotated as cytochrome P450 4A25-like. Gene Ontology annotation, molecular function: heme binding; iron ion binding; oxidoreductase activity, acting on paired donors, with incorporation or reduction of molecular oxygen. Bases 1 to 1002 code for a protein of 333 amino acids. The transcript is spliced from 7 exons. Lineage: Eukaryota; Metazoa; Chordata; Mammalia; Carnivora; Felidae. The record is from RefSeq and is a predicted model, not a curated record.